Triticum dicoccoides is the source of this 430-nucleotide messenger RNA. RefSeq names its product noroxomaritidine synthase 1-like. The transcript has a single exon. The record is from RefSeq and is a predicted model, not a curated record. Gene Ontology annotation, molecular function: oxidoreductase activity, acting on paired donors, with incorporation or reduction of molecular oxygen; iron ion binding; monooxygenase activity. Lineage: Eukaryota; Viridiplantae; Streptophyta; Magnoliopsida; Poales; Poaceae. The coding region runs from base 19 to 429 and encodes 136 amino acids.
CCCACACCACUGAUAGCAAUGUCGAUUAUGUUCUCGCAAGAGCUGCUCAUCUCCACACUGGCCAUCAUUCUUGUUCCCCUCUACACGUUGUACCUCAGGUCUAGUAGAUCAAAGAACCCAUCAGUGCUCCCCACAAACUGGCCAAUAGUGGGCGUGUUACCUUACCUUAUCGCCAACUUCCACAACCUGCACGACUACCUCGCCGCCGUCCUCGCCGAAGCAGGCCACAACUUCAGGGCGCACGGCCCACCGGGGACCGGGAUGCGGUUCUUCCUCACCUGCGACCCGGCCAACGUCCGGCACAUCUUCACGACGAACCACACCAACUUCCCCAAGGGUGCGGAGUUCGCCGCCAUCUUUGACAUCGCCGGUGGCAGCUUCUUCACGACUGAAGGCGAGCCCUGGCGUCGGCAGCGCGCAAGAGCUUAGA